CUCGAAACUCAUGAUGUGAGCCUGGAGUAUCGAAGACAAAAAAAAAAGUCAUUUCGGCUCCAAUCGGGACAUGAUGAAUCAGAAUUAUUCAAGGUUAAACCGAAUAAUUAUAUAAUUAUCCAACCAUGCCGUCACGCAUUUCCAGCCGCCUCUUCCACACCACCCGCGUGCUCCUCCACGAGAACCCGUUAGGUCUUCCACAAAAGGGCAGCAUCCCCCGCUUCCAGCGCGGCCUCCCUACCAAGCGGCCCAUCAAGGGCGUCGCCCACAUCGUGGCCGUGUCGUCAGCAAAGGGCGGGGUCGGCAAGAGCACGGUGGCCGCCAACCUGUCGCUCGCGCUGGCGCGGCUGGGCCUGCGGGCGGGGAUCCUGGACGCGGACAUCUUCGGGCCGUCGGUGCCGACGCUCUUCGACCUGGCCGCGGCCGGCCCGCCGCGGCUGACGGCGGCGAACCAGCUGGUCCCGCUGACCAACUACGGCGUGCGCACCAUGUCGCUCGGGUACCUGUCGCCGGACGAGGCGGCGCCCGUGGUCUGGCGCGGGCCGAUGCUGCUCAAGGCGGUGCAGCAGCUGCUGCACGAGGUCGACUGGGCCGCGGCGGGCGGGGUCGACGUGCUGGUGCUGGACCUGCCCCCGGGCACGGGCGACGUGCAGCUGAGCAUCGCGCAGCAGGUGCCCGUCGACGGCGCCGUCGUCGUCACCACCCCGCACCUGCUGGCCGUCAAGGACGCCGUCAAGGGCGUCGGCAUGUUCGCCAAGGUUGGCGUCCCCGUGCUCGGCCUGGUGCAGAACAUGAGCGUCUUCAGCUGCCCCUGCUGCGGCGAGACCACCGCCGUGUUUGGCGGGAAUCAGAAGGUGGUCCAGAUGUGCGAGGAGAGGGGGAUCGAGCUCCUGGGGGACGUGCCGCUGCAUCCCAACAUUGGAGAGGACGGAGGUCGCGGGAAACCCACCGUUGCCGCGGAGCCCGAGUCGGAGCGGGCAAAGGUGUUUAUGGAUGUUGCCAGGAAGCUGGCUGCCAAGGUCGGGCUGGAUGUCAGCUGAGGUUCGGGAGCGGUGGAAGGGGUGUCUGAGGAACGUUCCGGUCUCGUGGGACAGAGGCUGCUGGAUGCCUCGCAUCACGGGAAGUGAAGUCAGUAGGCCUUGUACGAUAUGUGUGUGUGUGCAUAUUGCAGGUCU
Molecule: messenger RNA, 1175 nt
Organism: Thermothelomyces thermophilus ATCC 42464
Lineage: Eukaryota; Fungi; Ascomycota; Sordariomycetes; Sordariales; Chaetomiaceae
Exons: 2
Coding region: 126-1040 (304 amino acids)
Biological process (GO): mitochondrial respiratory chain complex I assembly; iron-sulfur cluster assembly
Cellular component (GO): mitochondrion
Molecular function (GO): 4 iron, 4 sulfur cluster binding; ATP binding; ATP-dependent FeS chaperone activity
Source: RefSeq, a predicted model, not a curated record